GUCCCAGCCUCAGUGUGCAUGACUGCAAACUGGGCGGAACCAUGAGGGGUCCCUGCGAGAAGUCUGGGGAGAAUGAAGAGCAGGAGGAGGAGGCAGCAGCCGCUGGGCGUCCUGCAGGGGUCCCGGAGGCCGAGCGGGGUUCAGAUGUAGAUUGUGACUCUGACCUGAAGACUGGUGGCACCCACGGGCUUGGAGAACUGGUCAAGGACACCCUCCAACUGAGGUCUUGCCGGGCCCACAGCAUUGUGCCUGCCUCCUGCUCCCUGCACCAGGGAAGCGCCCCAGAGCUGAGCCUGCAGCGUCUUGGCCUGCAGCCCCAGGGGGCCCGGGCUCUGCCUUCCACAUUGACCUCCAAUCCCGAUGUCAACUGGCUGGAUCGGGACAGUGGGCUCUGUGGGGCCGGUGCAGAGGCCCUGGCAGGUGCCCUGAGCAAAAGCAGCAGCAUCUAUGAUGUGGAGCUGUCAGAGAACCAGCUGGGAGUGGUAGGUACCCAGGCUGUGUGUGCCACCCUCACAGUGAACUCGGCCAUGAAGAGGGUACAGCUGGCAGAGAGCUGCCUGGAGGAGCAGGCGGCCCAGUACCUUGAUGAACUGCUGGCCUACACGGGCCUGAAGUCCCUGGACCUGAGCUAUAACCAGCUGAGUGACCAAGCAGGGGAGAUGCUUGGACCAGCCCUCACAGAAAACACAGGACUCACCGAGCUUAACAUAAGCUGGAAUCACCUUUGAGGCACAGGAGCCAUGGCCUUUGCCAGGGGUCUGGAGGCAAACAUCAUCCUGAGAGUCCUGGACAUCUCAUGCAAUGGCUGUGAAGAUCCUGGAUCCUCCAUGGUGGGUGAGGCACUUAAGACUGACAACGUGUUGGAGGAACUCGAUAUAAGCAACAACUGCAUCUCUGCGGUGGGAGCCCUGAGCCUGGGCCUGGGCCUCCGGGUCAACCAGACACUGAGGAUGCUUGUUGUGCCCAGGAAUCCCAGACAAAGUGCAGGCUGCUUGGGUGUUCUCCAGGCUGUCCAGGAGAAUCCAGUGUCUGCCCUGGAACUGCUGGAUUUCUCUGUAGGAGCUUUUCAUAAGCCCCACCUCGGACACUCCCCACAGCCCCACUUGAGUCAAAGCCUCUCCAGAGAUGUGUUUUCACAGUUCCAGCCCUCAGGCUUGGGACACCUGGUGUCGAACGUCCUUGUUUCCUUCUACCUGCCUCAUCUCUACAGCUCCACAGGCAGAGGAUUCCAGGUGAGCAGAGAGUUUGAUGACCUCACCAGCUCAGUGAAGGUCAUUCUCCCAGGGCUUUGCAUAAAGAUUGCUGCCUGCAGAGUGGAGUACAAAACAGAGUUGCUGUCCCACCAGCGUCUGCCCCUAAAUGACUGUGGAGUGUGGCUUCCUCAUCUUCUGUCGGCCACUUCAACUUCCACAUGGAGGGUUCUGGGCCUUGCCAUGCCUUGUUACCACCUGAUUCUGCACUGA
This is a messenger RNA of Diceros bicornis minor, 1463 nucleotides long. Its product is annotated as leucine-rich repeat-containing protein 74B-like. Gene Ontology annotation, molecular function: protein binding. The record is from RefSeq and is a predicted model, not a curated record. NCBI's taxonomy places the organism in Eukaryota, Metazoa, Chordata, Mammalia, Perissodactyla, Rhinocerotidae.